Calliphora vicina (urban bluebottle blowfly) is the source of this 1796-nucleotide messenger RNA. It is a transcript of the gene Cndp2, whose product is annotated as Cytosolic non-specific dipeptidase 2. Gene Ontology annotation, molecular function: metallodipeptidase activity. Bases 155 to 1594 code for a protein of 479 amino acids. Gene Ontology annotation, biological process: proteolysis. The transcript has 6 exons. NCBI's taxonomy places the organism in Eukaryota, Metazoa, Arthropoda, Insecta, Diptera, Calliphoridae. The record is from RefSeq and is a predicted model, not a curated record.
UUGACCAAUUUCUAUUGUGCAUUCACUAAACGAACAUUGUUGAAUUUGGCUGUGUGUUUUUGUGCAUAAUCUACAACUACAUAUAUAUAUAAAUUCCUAUUAGCCAUUUAAAAGUGUCUUCAUUAAUUUGUGCAAAAAAUAUACAGUGAAGAAAAUGUCUGCUUUACCCAGUGAUCUUAACCAGUUAUUCAAAUUUGUGGAUGAACACAAGUUGAAAUACAUUGAUGUGCUUAAAACAGCUGUAGCCAUACAAUCUGUUUCGGCCUGGCCCGAAAAGCGUGGAGAAAUUGAUCGCAUGGUACUAUGGACUGAAGAUAAAUUGAAGGCCUUGGGUGCUGAAACAAAAUUGGUUGAUAUUGGUCAAGAAACACUGGCCAAUGGAGACAAAAUUCCUUUACCCAAAGUCUUGUUGGGUACACUGGGAAAGGAUCCCAAAAAGAAGACCGUUGUGGUAUAUGGUCACUUGGAUGUUCAGCCCGCCCUUAAAGACGAUGGCUGGGCCACUGAACCCUUCGAAUUGACCGAAAAAGAUGGUAAACUUUAUGGUCGUGGUGCUAGUGAUGACAAGGGUCCAGUUCUUUGCUGGAUUCAUGCCAUUGAAGCCUAUCAAAAGUUAAACAUUGAUGUACCGGUCAAUCUUAAGUUUGUGUUGGAAGGCAUGGAAGAAAGUGGCAGUUUGGGUUUAGAUGAUCUCCUAAUGAGUCUUAAAAAUGAUUUCUUAGCCAAUGUUGAUUACGUUUGCAUUUCCGACAACUAUUGGUUGGGCAAAACAAGACCCUGCCUAACCUAUGGUCUACGUGGUUUAGUCUACUACACCGUUGAGGUGGAAUGUGCCCAAAAGGAUUUGCAUAGCGGUGUCUUUGGAGGUACCGUGCAUGAGGCCAUGCCUGACUUGUGCUGGUUGCUAAGCACUUUGGUGGAUAAGGAUACCAACAUUCUAAUACCUGGUAUUGAAAGAGACAUUGCCCCAUUGCUACACAACGAACAUGAAAUUUACGAAAAAAUUGAUUAUGAAGUUGAAGAUUACAAGAAAGACAUCGGUGCCACAGCUUUGCCACACAAGGAGAACAAGACCCAAUUGUUGAUGCACAGAUGGCGUUAUCCCUCUUUGUCGAUUCACGGCAUUGAAGGUGCCUUCUCGGAAGCCGGUGCCAAGACUGUUAUUCCCGCCAAAGUUAUUGGUAAAUUCUCAAUGCGUAUUGUACCCAAUCAGGAGCCCGAGCACAUUACUGAAUGUGUCACCAAAUAUUUGAACGAAAAAUGGGCUGAACGUGGUUCCCCCAAUAAAAUGAGUGUGAGAAUGCUAAGUUCUGGUAAACCCUGGACCGAAGAUCCCAAUCAUCCACACUAUGAAGCUGCCAAGCAGGCCAUAAAGCAUGUCUUCAAUGUAGAGCCCGAUAUGACACGCGAGGGUGGUUCUAUACCCGUCACUUUGACUUUGCAAGAGGCCACUGGCAAAAAUUGCAUUUUAGUGCCCGUAGGUGCCUGUGAUGAUGGUGCCCAUUCUCAGAAUGAAAAGAUUGAUAUUUAUAAUUAUGUUGAAGGCACUAAACUCUUAGGUGCUUAUUUGUAUGAAGUUGGCAAAUUGAAUUAAGUUUACAAACAUUCAUCACUGGCCACAGGUUUUUAAAACAUCACAUUUACAACAUAACAAGCAAAAUGAUUAAUUUAAGAAGCUAAGCUUCCGUUUUCCAACAUGAAAUAACUUUUUUUUUUAUUAAUUUGUAAUAAAUAACAAAACUGAAAUACAUUUUUAGCAAAAAUAAAAAAUAAAAUAUGAAAAAAUUAAAAACAAA